AUGGUGCAAGACGUGUCCCAGCCACCGGGGGAACAAAGCAGUGAGGUACAGAAAAACUUGGUGCUGCUCACGGUUGAGGCAGAGGUGGCUUGGGACUGUGAGGGUCUGGGACUCGGGCUGUUUGCUGCCAAGUGCAGCGGCUGCAUGGAGAAAAUCGCCCCGACAGAGUUUGUGAUGAGAGCCCUGGAGUGUGUCUACCACCUGAGCUGCUUCUGCUGCUGCGUCUGUGAGCGGCAGCUAAGGAAAGGGGACGAGUUUGUUCUUAAGGAAGGACAGUUGCUCUGCAAAAGUGAUUAUGAGAAAGAGAAAGAUUUGUUGAGCUCGGUCAGCCCGGAUGACUCAGACUCAGUUAAAAGUGAUGAUGAGGAUGGGGAUGUUAAGCCCACCAAAGGGCAAGUAGCCCAAGGGAAAGGAAGCGAUGAUGGGAAGGACCCAAGGAGACCUAAGCGACCGAGGACAAUCCUCACGACGCAGCAGAGACGAGCGUUCAAAGCGUCCUUCGAAGUGUCUUCCAAGCCCUGUAGGAAGGUCAGAGAAACACUAGCAGCUGAAACAGGACUCAGUGUGCGAGUUGUCCAGGUCUGGUUUCAAAACCAAAGAGCAAAGAUGAAAAAACUAGCACGAAGGCAUCAGCAGCAGCAGGAGCAGCAAAACUCUCAACGACUAGGACAAGAAGUGAUGUCCAACCGCAUGGAAGGGAUGAUGACAUCUUACACGCCACUUGCACCUCCACAGCAGCAGAUUGUAGCAAUGGAUCAAAGCAGUUAUGGCACAGACCCGUUUCAGCAGGGUCUUACCCCGCCACAAAUGCCGGGCGACCACAUGAACCCUUAUGGAAACGACUCCAUUUUUCAUGAUAUCGACAGUGAUACCUCUUUAACUAGCUUGAGCGACUGUUUUCUUGCCUCUUCUGAAGUUAACUCCAUGCAGGCUAGAGUAGGAAACCCCAUUGACAGGCUGUACUCUAUGCAGAGCUCCUAUUUCGCCUCAUGAAAAUAAAAGAAAACAAACAGUCGGCGCAUAUUUAGCCCGUGACUUUUUCCAGUGCAGACUCUACAGCCAUAUGUUGCCCAGCUCUUCCUUCACAGUGACUCCUGCUGCCUCUGGACUGCAAAGAGCAUUUUUAGGAAGAUGAUGUUUGUAUAUAUGUGUGUGUGAGUGUG
Tinamus guttatus (white-throated tinamou) is the source of this 1163-nucleotide messenger RNA. The record is from RefSeq and is a predicted model, not a curated record. Lineage: Eukaryota; Metazoa; Chordata; Aves; Tinamiformes; Tinamidae.